UGAGAAUUUGAAUGGGAAAAAGGAUAGAAGGAUGUCUGGAGAAACAAGAAGCAUGUUGAUGAUCCAACUCCUCUCUAGCCAUUACUAUGUUUUGAGUUUGGGUUUGGUUCGAUUCUAGUGGUGACUUAAGAUCUGCACCAAAGAACCACCAAACAGCACCAUUGAAAGGAGAAGAUGGUUAUGAGAUCUAGAAAAGCAAUAGCUCUGUGGAUGGCACCUUCAAAGAUCUGGUUGCUAGACAUCUAUUUCCUCAUGCCUCAUUAUGGGAAAUCCAGGGAAAAUAGUGCAAGACAAAAGAGGGUAUUGACAAUGGUGGACGAUCGGAGGCGUAGGCACAACUCUCAAAGGGAAAUCAAUUGUUAUUCUAUUAGGGUUUAUAGUGGUGAUGAAUUAGAGGAGAAGGAGAGAGAUAGAAAAAGGGAAAGGAAAAAGAUGCUAGAGAGGAGAUCUGGGAAGAAAAAAAAAGUUAGAUCCGACCAUCACCUUGUGUUGCUAUGUUUGGAAACACCUAUACAAAGAGACAGGAACUCUAGACCUAUUCAAUUUGAGGCUGCAUGGUUAACACAUGAGGAUUUUAAGCAGACUUUUACAAGUGCAUGGGCUUCAAACAGCUCAUCAUUAACAUCAGCCAUCAAAUCUGUUCAGGAGGCAUGCUUGAACUGGAAUAAGGAAAUAUUUGGGAAUUUAUUUCAGCGUAAAAGGCAUUUGCAAGGUCGGUUGGAGGGCAUCCAAAACUCAAUCCAUUUUCCUACUUCUCGGUUCUUGCAAGACUUGGAAGCAGAGCUAUUGAGGGAAUAUCACCAAGUUUUGCAUGCGGAAGAACUGUUUUGGUGUCAAAAAUCGCGCGUAGAGUGGAUAGCUUUUGGGGAUAGAAACACAGCCUUCUACCAUGCAUCUACAAUAGUUCGUCGAGGCAAAAAUAGGAUUGUAGCUCUGAAAGUGGAUGGUAACUGGGUAAGAGAACUUCCUAUUCUAAAGCAACACAUAAAUGAAUUUUUUAUGAAGUUGUUUUCCCGAAGAGACACCUCACCUGCAAUUAACGCCUAUCCAGUCUGGCAACCGAGGCUCACAACCGAGGAUGAGGAGGCCCUGCUACGGUCGAUGUCACUGGAGGAGGUAAGGGAUGUCUUAUUCUCUAUGAAAGGUCUAACGAGCCCAAGACCAGAUGGAAUUCAACCAAUUUUCUAUCAAAAACACUGGGAAGAAGUGUCAGGCACUCUACCUUCUUUCACCAACAAAGCACUGAGUGAUGGCUACUUUGAUACUUCUUUGUUGCAGGCGCAUAUGGUCCUAAUUCCAAAAGGAGACAAUCCUAAUGUUAUCCAGAAAUUUCAACAAAUUUGCUUACUUAAUGUAGCCUACAAAGUGCUUUCGAAAGUACUUGUGAAUAGACUACAACCUUACUUGCAGCAUCUAAUCGGACCAUUCCAAAAUAGUUUUCUCAAAGGACGAUGCACUACAGACAAUAUUAUUCUCAGUCAAGAGGCAGUUCAGUCAAUGUGUAAAAUGAAAGGAAAGAAAGGUGCAAUGAUUUUUAAAAUUGAUCUUCACAAGGCUUUUGAUAGCGUUGAUUGGACUUUUCUCCAGUUGGUACUACAAGACUUUAAUAUACCAACUCCUUUGAUAAGGUUGAUUAUGUUCUUAGUGUCCUCUUUGCAACUUUCAGUCCUUUGGAAUGGAGAACAAUUACCACCUUUUAAUCCUCAACGAGGCCUACGGCAAGGAGACCCACUUUCCCCUUAUUUGUUCAUCAUGUGCAUGGAAAGGCUAUCUCACAAGAUACAAAGCAAGGUGCACUCCAAGGCAUGGAAGCCAUUUCGGAUAUCCAGAGGAGGACUUGCUCUCUCACACCUGUUUUUUGCCGAUGAUCUCAUGCUCUUCAGUGAGGCUUCUAACCAACAGGUUGAAGUAAUCAUGGGUUGCCUUACUGAAUUCUCUAAUGAGUCAGGGCUUGAUAUCAACUUAACCAAGUCCAAGUUAUAUGUUUCUCCAAACAUACAAAGGCAUGUUGCUGGAAAUCUAAGUGCAGCUUGUGGUAUUCCCCUAACAAUAGACUUGGGUAGAUAUUUGGGAGUCCCAAUUCUGCAUGGCCAGCCUUCAGCUUCAACCUACAAACUUAUCUUGGAAAAAAUUCAAGUGAAAUUGGCUGGCUGGAAACAGACUUUGCUAAGCAUGCACCUUGUUAAUUGGAGAACAGUAUGUAGACCAAGGCAUCUUGGAGGCUUGGGCUUACGUUCUGCUAAAGAGAACAACCAGGACAUUUGGGUGGGUGACAAGCCUUUAUAUGAAGUUGCUCUUUCCCCAGUGUUACCUACUCUUAUGGAUACCCCAGUUUCACACGCCAUUAACUCAACUCGAGACUGGGAUGCGAAUUGGCUUAGAAAUCUCCUCCCUAACAAUGUAGUUGCUCAGAUCUUGGCAACUCCAAUUCUAGCAUUUCAACAACAAGAGGAUACAGUGUUUUGGAACGGCUCACUAGAUGGUACUUUCUCUACUAAGUCGGCUUUCAAACUGUUGCAACAGCAACAUGUUGUUUUAACUCAGCAAAGGGAGAGUUGGAGAUGGAUAUGGAUAUUACAAUGCAUAGAGAAAAUUAAAUUGUUUGUUUGGCUGCUUUGCAAAAACAGAGUGUUCACAAACAGUGUCAAAUUUGCGAGACAUUUUGCUGCAACUCCAAUUUGCCCAAGAUGCGAGCAGAGCCCAGAAACCCCACUUCACCUAUUGCAUGAUUGCUAUCACUCACGUUUGUUUUGGGAAGCUGCUUCUGUGUUACCUCCUAACUUUUUCAUGAUAGGCUUUAACAAAUGGUUGCGAAAGAAUGCACAAACAUCAACGACUAGUGAUGCUUCACGUCAUAACUGGUCUACACUUUUCUUAUCUGCCAUUUUGGUGAUCUGGAAGAAUAGAAACGCUCUUAUUUUUGACAAUCAAAGAACUCCCCCCCAUAUCCUAUUUCAACAUGCUUCCUCCUUAGCUAGAGACACAAGCUUGGGGUUGGCCACAAACAUUCUUGCUCACCCUCACCUCCCUAGGUGGGUAAGAUGGUUUCCUCCUAAUUUCCCUUUCCUCAAAUUGAAUACAGAUGUGGCGAUGAGUCAAGCAUCGGGAAAUGCUAGUGCAGGAGGUCUCAUUCGAGAUCAUGGAGGGCAGUGGCUACACGGCUUUGCGAUUAAUAUUGGGCCACAAACUAGCUAUAUGGCGGAGCUUUGGGGUUGUCAUGUUGGCCUUCGGUUAGCUCUCGAGAUGGGUCUCACCCACUUGGUCCUUGAAAUGGAUUCCUUGUUGGCGGUGCAGGCGAUACUGGCAAGGAAAACCGGGGAUGGCCCAGCUUCAAUACUUCUGUUGGACAUCUUCCACCUUGUAAAUUCCUUUGAGGUUUGCACGGUGCAACACACUUUGAGGGAAGGAAACGUAGCAGCUGAUUACAUGGCCUCUAUUGGACGAAUUCUCACCCAAGGCACUAGGUUUUUUCAAUCUCCACCUCCGGGUAUCAGGAGCAUCCUCCAUGAAGACAACAUAGGCACUUUGUUCCUCAGGACUUAGCGUUAUCUAGCUUCUUCUGUACCAAAACAAAAAAAGAGUCAUCAUCUCAACAAAGUGAAUUAUUGUUC
This is a messenger RNA of Rubroshorea leprosula, 3611 nucleotides long. The record is from the annotation of a GenBank genome assembly. NCBI's taxonomy places the organism in Eukaryota, Viridiplantae, Streptophyta, Magnoliopsida, Malvales, Dipterocarpaceae.